AUGGACGUAGUAGUGGUCAUCCCCCAGGGGAAACACAGUUAUUGUUUGGCGAACCUAGCCUCGAGCUCCUCCUCUCCAAGAAAUGUACUACAAGAAAUUAUAUGGAUAGGCGAAGGACAGAUGAAGAUUAACGAAUUCAUUAUUUACUUUAAAGGAACAGAUAAAAGACAUCAUUUUGGGACAGGUUUUGCGGUCCAUAAGAACUAUGAAUCUUGUGUAAGUGAAUUUAACUCAAUAUUCGAAAGAAUCUGUACAAUACGAUUAAGAACUAAGCUUAAAGAAAUAUGUCUAAUUAAUAUACAUGCACCAACAAAAAACAGUGAUGAAAGAGAUAAAGAUGAAUUCUAUGAUGAAGUUACCAGAAUUUCCGACAGACUACCCGGAAGCGUAAUAAAAAUCGUACUAGGAGACAUAAAUGCUAAAAUAUGGAAGGAACUAAUGUUUGUGCCCACUAUUGGAUUAGAAAGUGUCUACGAGGGGAGCAAUGAUAAUGGUCAGAGAAUAAUUUCAUUUGCAGCAUCUAUAAAUUUGGUGGUCAGCAGCACGACUUAA
Molecule: messenger RNA, 552 nt
Organism: Melanaphis sacchari
Lineage: Eukaryota; Metazoa; Arthropoda; Insecta; Hemiptera; Aphididae
Product: craniofacial development protein 2-like
Exons: 2
Coding region: 1-552 (183 amino acids)
Source: RefSeq, a predicted model, not a curated record